Molecule: messenger RNA, 2483 nt
Organism: Pezoporus occidentalis (night parrot)
Lineage: Eukaryota; Metazoa; Chordata; Aves; Psittaciformes; Psittacidae
Gene: RANBP1
Product: RAN binding protein 1
Exons: 6
Coding region: 137-766 (209 amino acids)
Biological process (GO): nucleocytoplasmic transport; positive regulation of mitotic centrosome separation
Cellular component (GO): cytoplasm; centrosome; nuclear pore
Molecular function (GO): GTPase activator activity
Source: RefSeq, a predicted model, not a curated record
GUGUUUCCCAUCGGGCCUUGCGGCGGCGGCGGCGCGGGCUGCGGGAAUGAGGUAAAGGCGGGAGGGGCGGGGGCGCGCGGCAGGAAGCUCGGCGGCCAGGCGGUAACGGCGAGCGGCGCGCAGUGAGCCCGGCCCCAUGGCGGACACCAAGGAAACGCAUGAUGAGCAUGAUACUUCAACUGAAAAUGCAGAUGAUUCUAACCAUGAUCCUCAGUUUGAGCCCAUAGUUUCCCUUCCUGAGCAAGAAAUAAAAACUCUGGAAGAAGAUGAGGAAGAACUCUUUAAGAUGCGAGCAAAGCUAUUUCGAUUUGCAUCCGAGAAUGACCUUCCAGAAUGGAAAGAACGAGGAACCGGUGACGUAAAACUCCUAAAACACAAGGAGAAGGGAACAAUUCGCCUUCUCAUGAGGAGGGAUAAAACCCUAAAAAUCUGUGCAAACCAUUAUAUCACACCUUUAAUGGAGCUGAGGCCUAAUGCUGGGAGCGACAGGGCGUGGGUCUGGAACACACAUGCUGACUUUGCAGAUGAAAGCCCCAAGCCUGAGCUUCUGGCAAUCCGGUUUUUAAAUGCAGAGAAUGCACAGAAAUUCAAGGCAAAAUUUGAAGAAUGCAGGAAUGAAGUAAACCAGAGAGCAAAGAAAGCAGGCACAGACAAAAAUGAUAGCGCUGAUAAAGUUGCUGAAAAACUAGAAGAGCUUUCUGUAAAGGAAGAGAGCAAAGAAUCUGAGAAGAAAGAGACCAAGGAAAAAACUGAAGAAAAGCAAUAAAUCAUUCUGGGCCUUGCAGUUUUUCCUUUCGUUGUUUUGUUGUUUUUUUUUUAAUUUCCAUUUUUUUUCCCUUUUUUCUUUCUUUUUUUUUUUAUUUUUUUUUACAAGGGACUUUAUAAGGAACUGAAUUCAACGUUCAGGUUAUUUUUUUCUAAGCUUUUGUCCUUUUGAAGAUGUCUUCAGAAAAAUCCAUUCCCCAGUCAUGAAAAUGUACUGUGCUAACUUUCUUUUCCAUAGUGGAAACACUUAUUUAUAGUCAUCCAAAAGAGUGAAUAAAACAAACUUGAAAAUGGGAUCAGAGGACAGAACUGAAUUUUCUAUGUACUUUAAGAGCUUAUGAAUACACUUGUUUCAUUGGAUGUUGAGAUACAUAUCAUCAUACCUGUGGAUUAACUAGGGUAACAGGGAAGAUUAAGAUUAUAUACAUGUUUCUUAUGUGGCUUCUAAAACUGUAAUAUAACAGAGCCUUCACAAUUUCUGCUGUGUGUUCCUGAGCAGGGAAUGUGCCUGAUUUUUUGAUGUGCAGCAGACUUCUGGAAUCGGGCGAUAGAGCAUUCCUGCCAUACUUUUAAUGGUGUUCCAUCAGACAGUGAAAAUAAAGGUAGGGGGAAAAUGUAUUAUGUAAGACUUGAAGUAUUUUCCUCUUACAAGACAAAAUCUCAGUUUACCUCAUGCACCAUAAAUUUGUUAAAUGCUUGACUCUAGCACAAAGUUGAUGCUGUGGUCCAAGAUCUUUCAUGGUGUGCUGCUUGCUGUCUGAAGGCAGUGGCAGCCUCUUAACGUUAAGGUGUAUACAAAGGAAUCUUAAUUGUUUGAGUACCUUACUAUGGGAUUCCUUGUGUCAUCACAUCAUAAAAGUUGUACUUUAUAGCUUUUUUUCAGUGCUUUGGACCUUGCAUUGUUUUUACAAACCAGAGGGGUUCUGAACUUUUAAGAUGAGUGUUGGAACAGUUAUGCUGUACACACUUCAGGGGUGCUCUCCUUGCCAGAAUAGGCAAAUUGAUCAAAUCUUUUCUCUGCAAGUGUUUUCUGUUUAUCCAGUUUUAAGUUAGUGCUAGAGAGCAGGAAAAAGCCCUAUAGUGAGCAAUAAAAUUGACACGGUUUAAAGUCUGAUGGUGGUUAACAGUGAAAUUCAAUUAAUCUAAUACAAGGAUAGCAUUAGGAUAGGAUGAAAUUCUUUAAUACUGUUUCCACAAUAAUUAUGAGAACUUGACAAAGUAUGCUGAACUAAGGCUGUAUGAUGUCAAGAUUGGAUAGGAAGACCCUUCUGUCUUCAUAAAGAGGCUUUCCAAGUAAGUGAGGCUCUGCAGUCUACCUGAGGAAAAUGUAUUUCUUAAAAUCUUGUCUUUCUACUUUAGCACUUCCUUUUGCUGCUACAAUGAACUAGUCUGAAAUUUGGAGCUGUAAUUAAGGUACUCAUUCAUUCAAACGACAUAAUUCUUUUGGUGUUGUGCAUGUUCCCCUUCAAGUACAGCAGAUGUCAAAAGUCUGUUAAUUAACAAAGAUGGUUGAAAGGUAAAGUAAAAUGCUCUUUAGUGUUUCUGGUUUGGAAAUAACAAGACAAAGCUAUUCUGAAGUACUUAGCAUUUGAAUGUAAAAGCCAAAUCUUUAUCUGUGAGUCACUGUAAAUUCUCUGAUCUGAUAAUGUCAAACAGUGUGUCUAAAUUGAUAAAAUGCCGUUUAAAAAUUUCAAAAUAAAUCUAAAUUUUCAUUUAAA